Molecule: messenger RNA, 4866 nt
Organism: Nycticebus coucang (slow loris)
Lineage: Eukaryota; Metazoa; Chordata; Mammalia; Primates; Lorisidae
Gene: FBXW9
Product: F-box and WD repeat domain containing 9
Exons: 8
Coding region: 2983-4554 (523 amino acids)
Cellular component (GO): preribosome, large subunit precursor
Molecular function (GO): protein binding
Source: RefSeq, a predicted model, not a curated record
UAAGCUUCUCGGUUGUCUUCCCUGUAAAACCGGAAGGUGAAUAUGAAAGAUGAAAGUGUAUAACAUACAUAAAAUAUGCAAUGCAUUCUCUUUAACAUAGUAGAGCUCACUAAAAGGGAGACUUUGGAGCUGGGUGCAGUGCCUCACACCUGUAAUCUCAGCACUGUGGGAGGCCAAGGCGGGCCGAUCCCUUGAGCUCAGGAGUUCGGGACCAGCCUGAGCUAGAGUGAGACCCCAUUUCUAAAAAUAGCCAGGCCUUGUGGCAGAUGCUUGUAGUCCCAGCUACUUGAGAAGCUGAGGCAAGAGAAUUGCUUGAGCCUAAGAGUCUGAGUUUGCUGUGAACUAUGAUGCCACGGCACUCGACUGGGGUCUACAAAGUGAGACUCUGUCUCAAAAAAACCGAAAGAUACUCCUCUGCCAUACACUACACUGUGAGGGAAGGAGCAGCAUUCUUUUACCUUCAGCUGACUUCACAACUCUGCAUUAUUGGGCAGGUUACAAAGUUGUGUAGAAGGCCUAGCCCAGCACCAAGCCUGAGGGAGACAUGUAUGAGGUACGGUAACUGAGGCAAAUAAGAAAAAGCUCCAGUUCUGAGGGAACACAAAGUCUUCAAAAUAGAAUCUGUUUUCUUUUUUUUUUUUUUUUUUUAAUUUUUUGGCCGGGGCUGGGUUUGAACCCACCACCUCUGGCAUAUGGGGCUGGCACCCUACCCCUUUGAGCCACAGGUGCCACCCUGUUUUUCCUUUUUUUUUUCACAGCAGAUAGGUAAUGUGCAGACAUUCUAGCUAGGUUUGAAGAAGGCACCUCUCAGCCAGUAGCUUGAAAACCCAAUCAUCACACUUACAAAUCACAAAAGGAUGUGAGAAUAAGAUCUUGUUGCAAUGUCUGUGUGGCCCAAGGAUGACCUGCAACAACUUGGACACUAAAAAAUGCUGACACCUCCCCAAUAUUCAUUCAACAAAUAGCAGAAGUAGGCCAUAUAGCAGAACAGUAGUAAAUCCCAUAAAGGCAAGGCAGAGAGGAUGUUGGGGAAAAUGGUUGAAAUUUUAUGUAAGGUACCCUGGGAAGGCUUCUCUGAGAGUGAUGUUUGAACAAAGCCACAUGGAGAAAAGUGUGCAAAAAGCAGCAAAAUUGCAAGUGCUACUCAUAUGUGAUUUUUGUGGAUGACUUAACUGCCUAGCUCAGAAGUGGUGGCUUUUCUUUCUUUCUUUUUUUUUUUUUGAGACAGUCUCACCCUGUGGCCCUGGAUAGAGUGCUAUGGUGUCAUUGUAGUUCACAGCAAUCUCAGACUCUUGGGCUUAAGUGAUCCUUUUUUUUUAAAGACAAUCUCAAGCUGUCGCCAGCCCGGGUGUCAUCAUAGCUCACAGCAACCUCCAGCUCUUGGGCUCAAGUGAUCCUCUUGCCUUGUUUUCUUUAUAGUAGAGAUGGGGGUCUCUUGCUCAGGCUGCUUUCAAACUCCUGAGUUCAAGCAAUCUGCCCGCCUCAGCCUCCCAGAGCGCUGGGAUUACAUGCAUGAGCCACCUGGCCCAGCAUUGUGUGACUACAUUUUGUUGUUAAGCAGGCCUAGGCCAGGUUCAAAUCUGCCACUCCUUUGGUGCAUGGGGCUGGUGCUCUAACCACUGAGCUAAGGGCUCCCAGCCCUUAAGUGAUCCUUUUACCUCAGCUUCCCAUGUAGCUGGGAGUACAGGUGCUUGCCACAACCCCUGGCUAAUUUUUCUAUUUUUAGUAAAGGGGUUCUGUUCUUGUUCAGGCUGGUCUCCAACUCUGGAGCUCCAGCAAUCCACCUGCCUGGGUGCUAGGAUUAUAGGCCUGAGCCGCCGCACUCUGCCAGAAGUGGCUUUUCAGUAAAUAAGAGGAAGUCUAUAUUUAUCAGUAUGGUUUUGGUUAAUUCAUAGUAACUGUUUCGCUGAGAUCUCUUUGCAGUGAAAAUUUGCAGUAUAUGCUUCUGGCUACAGAAGAGAGAAGUUUGAACCACUACUCUGCCCCUGAUGGUGAACUCAGAAAAAGAGCCUUUGCUCUGUAACAGGUGCCUUCAUCAGAGACUUUCUUUUGUGUUGUAUUUUGGGCAGUGUCUUGCUCUGUCACCCAGGCCAGAGUGCAGUGGCAUCAUCAUAGCUCACUGCACCCUCAAGCUCCUGGCUUAAAGCAAUCUUCUCGCCUUAGCCUUCCAAGUUGCUAGGACUAUAGUUGGGGGAUGCCGUGCCCUAAACAGUCUCACUGUCGCUCUCGGUAGAGUGCUGUCACAUCACAGCUCACAGCAACCUCAAACUCUUGGGCUUAAGCGAUUCUCUUACUUCAGCCUCCCAAGUAGCUGGGACUGCAGGUGCCAGCCACAACGCUCGACUAUUUUUUUUGUUGUAGUUGUCAUUGUUUGGCAGGCCCAGGCUAGGUUCGAACCUGCCAGCUCUGGUGUAUGUGGCUGGCGCCCUAGCCGCUGCGCUACAGGCGCCAAGCCGCCAGAUGCAUUUUAAAACUGUAUCAGCACCACUAGAGAUGCUUGUUUCAAAAAUCAGGAACUGGCCUGGCCAGGCGGGGUGACUCACACCUGUAAUCCUAACAGUCUGGGAAGCCGAGGUGGGUGGAUUGCUGGAACUCAGGAGUUGGCAACCAGCCUGAGCUGGUUGGUCCCGUUUCUAAAAAUAGCCGGGCGUUGUGGCCGGUGCCUGUAGUCCCAGCUACUUGAGAGGCUGAAAUAGAAGGACUGCUUGAGUCCAUGACUCUGAGGUUGUAGUGAGUUAUGACACCACUGCAUUCUAGCCGUGGCAACAAAGACAGAUCCUAUUAAGAAAAAAAAAUAGCGCGAAAGCAUUGCUGGGCGCGGAGGCUCGAUAUAUUGCCUGAGGCGGUCCCCAGCAUGGGGCUCGCUUCCGGUCGGCGUGUUGCGUCAUCUGGCAGCACCGGAAGUUCCCUCGCGCUGCCUAGGAGACCGGACGCCGGCCUAGCAGCUGACAGGGCCGGGCUUGCCGUGCCCACCAGGUCGCCAUGGAGCUAUCCCCAGGGCUGUACGACGAUCUCCACGCCUGGGACGAUGACUCGGACGUGGAGCCUGAGCCCGACCUUGACGCGCAGGCUGAGGCCUACGUGGCCCGCGUGCUCAGUCCUCCAAAAGCUGGGCUGGCGCCCCUGCGCGUCUCGCCACUGCCCACGCCCUCUGCGUUCCCCAACUCCCAGGAGCCCCGGGCUGCAUCCAAGGUCUCAUCAGUGGGUGUGCCGGGUCUGCUGAGCCUUCCUCCGGAGCUGCUGCUCGAGAUCUGCUUGUACUUGGACGCGCGCCUCGUGUUCCACGUCCUGCCGCGCGUGUGCCACGCGCUGCGCGACCUCGUACGUGACCGUGUCACCUGGAGGUUACGCGCACAACGCCGCGUACGUGCGCCCUAUCCAGUGGUGGAAGAGGAGGACUUUGACUGGCCAGCAGCCUGCAUUGAGCUGGAGCAGCACCUGGCCCGCUGGGCAGAGGAUGGGCGCCAGGCUGAGUACUUCUGCCUGGCCGAUGGGCACUUUGCUUCCAUUGAUUCAGUGCUGCUGCUUCAGGGUGGGACACUAUGUCUGUCAGGCUCCCGAGAUCGCAACGUCAACCUAUGGGACCUGAGGCAGCUGGGGGCAGAGCCCAGCCAGGUUCUGGUCAAAACCUUGGGUACCCAACCAAACAGCACCCACAAGGGCUGGGUGUGGUCGCUGGCGGCUCAGGACCACCGAGUGUGCUCUGGCUCCUGGGACAGCACGGUGAAGCUCUGGGACAUGGCAGCUGAUGGGCAGCAGUUUGGCGAGAUAAAGGCCAAGGCAGCUGUGUUGUGCUUGUCCUACCGUCCUGACAUCUUGGUGACUGGCACCUAUGACAAGAAGGUGACCGUCUACGACCCCAGAGCUGGGCCGGCCUUGCUGAAAAGUCGGCGGCUGCACUCCAGCGCUGUGCUGGCGCUGCUGGCAGAUGAUCGGCAUAUCAUCUCAGGCAGUGAGGACCACACCCUGGUGGUGUUUGACCGCCGAACCAACAGCGUCCUGCAGCGGCUGCAGCUGGACUCCUACCUGCUCUGCAUGUCCUACCAGGAACCCCAACUCUGGGCCGGUGACAACAAAGGCCUGCUGCACGUCUUUGCCAACCGUGAUGGUUGCUUCCGGCUAGUCCGGGUCUGUCAGGGCCCAUUCCUCCCUCCCAGGCCUCCUUCCUGGCCCCUGAACCCCUGGUGUUGUGGGAGGCUAGCCUUGGGAGAGCCUUACCUGAAUGUCACUUCUCCUUUCUUUCCGCAGUCCUUUAAUGUGGGCCACAGGUCUCAUAUCACAGGUAUCAAACACUCGCUAGGGGCCUUGUAUACCACGUCCACUGAUAAGACCAUCCGGGUACAUGUACCCACAGACCCACCAAGGACCAUCAGCACCCGAAACCACCAUGAUGUGCUGAAUGGGGUAAGGCCUUGGCCCAGGUGCCCUGCCCGCCUAGAGUGCUGCCCUCCUGACUCCUUAUGUUCCUGUGCCCUCCAGAUCUGUGCCGAGGGCAACUUGGUGGUAGCUGCCUCUGGGAGCCUGUCACUGGAGGUCUGGAGACUGCAAGCCUGAGCAGGUGGACAUGGACUUGUGGAUGUGGAUACUGCCGGCCAGUAGGCUGGGUUUUAGCCACUGUUCUGGGGGACCUUCCCCUGUGUUGGUGCUGCCUCUGCCCCCCACUCUGCAGGCCCAGGGCACAGAGUCCAGGCCAUGACCAGGUGGUGGUGGGGGAUCUCUGGGCUGGGCCCCAUGCCUGUGGAGGUGAAGUUAGGAUUCUGGCUGCUCACCUAGGGAGCUGUUUCUAAUCCUUGGGUAUAGUAUUGCUACAAUUUGGAUGCCCCACACUCUGUUGAAAGCGAAGGAGAAAUAAAUCUGACUGACAUG